GGAGUGUUUCUUGUUUUGUACAUCGCUAACAACAGCAAAAGCUAUACGGUUUUUUUUUGCGAACAAAUUCAACACUGCCAUUUAUUAACAAAAUAAGUUCAGUAAAAUUGAAGCUUUACGCGCCGCUUAAGUACGUAUUGUAAUUGUUGGGAAUAAAGCGCGGCAGCUGCACACUGUGCAGGACUCGUAAUAAAAAAACCGGCAGCAGCAUCCACACACCCACACAUACAUACAUAUGUAGGUUGCUGAAGCAAAAAUCAUCUCCCAUUGUACGUGCGAAGAAGAGAAGCGUGAGCUCGACAGAGAGAGAGAGAGAGAGAGGGAGAAGAAACGACAAAGAAGGUGUCAUCAUCAACACAUUUAGGCCAUGAAGAACGUCUUGAUGGUGGCCGAGAAGCCCUCGCUGGCUGCCUCACUGGCCGCCAUACUCUCCAAUGGACGCUGCACGGCUGCAAAGCGAGGUAUCAACAGCUGCUCGACGUACGAAUGGAGCGGCAACUUCCGCAACGAGGGCACCGUCCACUUCCGGAUGACGUCUGUGUGCGGACAUGUGAUGUCGCUGGAUUUCAUUAGCAAAUACACGUCGUGGGACAAGGUCGAUCCCGUCGAGCUAUUCGGCUGCCCCACGGAGAAGAAGGAAUGCAAUCCGAAGCAACAGAUGCGCACAUUUCUAUCGCAGGAGGCGCGCGGCUGCGAUUAUCUGGUGCUGUGGCUCGAUUGUGACAAGGAGGGCGAGAACAUCUGUUUCGAGGUGAUGGACGCAGUGCAGCAUGUCAUACACAAUGUGUACAGUCACAAUGUGACAUAUCGUGCCCACUUCUCGGCCAUUACCGAUAAGGAUAUUAAGGGUGCAAUGGAUAAGCUCGGCCAUCCCAACGAGAACGAGGCCAAAUCGGUGGAUGCACGUCAAGAGCUGGAUUUGCGCAUUGGAUGCGCCUUCACGCGCUUCCAGACCAAAUUCUUUCAGGGACGGUACGGUGAUCUGGACUCAUCGCUCAUCUCGUACGGACCCUGCCAGACGCCCACGCUGGGCUUCUGUGUAAAGCGACACGACGAUAUACAAACCUUCAAGCCGGAAACAUUUUGGUAUCUUCAGCUACUGGCCGGGCAGCCGGAGUUUACGCUCGAGUGGGCGCGCGGACGUGUCUUCAAAAAGGACAUUGCCAUCAUGCUGCUGAAUCGCGUCAAGGAGCACAAGGAGGCCACCGUGGAGAGCGUCAGCAGCAAGGAGUCGUUUAGGAGCAAACCGCAGGCCCUCAACACCGUCGAGCUGAUGCGUAUCUGCAGCUCGGGAUUGGGCAUUGGGCCGUAUCAGGCGAUGCAGUUCGCGGAGAGGCUCUAUACCCAGGGCUAUAUUAGCUAUCCGCGCACAGAGACCAAUCAGUAUCCGGAGAACUUUGAUCUGCACGCCGUGCUGCGUGUGCUGCAGCCAUCGAGUGAUUUUGGCGAGGAGGCGCGCGCCAUUGCCGCCGAUUUUCAGACGCCACGUAAGGGCAAAGAUGCCGGCGAUCAUCCGCCCAUAACGCCAAUGAAGCUGGCCAAUCGCAACGAAUUCGAUCGGGACACUUGGCGGGUCUACGAAUUCAUUUGUAGGCACUUUCUGGGCACCAUAUCGCGCGAUCUGAAAUAUCGCACAACAACGGCCAAGUUACGCGCCGGCAUCGAGUCCUUUUCGUGCACGGCGAACGUGCUGCUGGACGCUGGCUACACCAAGGUGAUGACGUGGCUGGCAUUCGGCAAGGAUGAGCCGAUGCCGCCAUUUGUCCAGGGCACCCAGGUGGCCAUCAAUGAUGUCCGGCUCGCCGAGAGCCAAACCGGACCGCCCGACUAUCUAACCGAAGCGGAACUGAUCACCCUAAUGGAACAGCAUGGCAUCGGCACAGACGCAUCCAUACCGGUGCACAUCAAUAACAUUUGCCAGCGCAACUAUGUGCGAAUCGAGACCGGACGCAAACUGAUACCCACCACGUUGGGCAUUGUCCUUGUCCAUGGCUAUCAGAAGAUCGAUCCCGAACUUGUGCUGCCCACCAUGCGAUCCGAGGUGGAGCGCAUGCUAACGCUCAUCGCCAAGGGAUCGGCCAACUUUAACGAUGUCCUGCGACAUGCCAUCAUCAUUUUCAAGCUGAAAUUCAUGUUUUUCGUGCAGAAUAUCGCCAGCAUGGACAUGCUAUUCGAGUCCUCAUUCUCGCCCCUUGCCGAGUCGGGGAAGGCGCAUUCGCGUUGCGGCAAAUGUCGGCGCUACAUGAAGUACAUACAGAUGAAGCCGGCUCGUUUGUACUGCUCGAACUGUGACGAGAAUUAUACGCUGCCCAAUGGCAAUGUGAAGGUGUACAGAGAGUUCAAGUGUCCGCUGGAUGACUUCGGUCUGCUGGCGUUCUCGACGGGUGUGAAGGGUCGAUCGUUUCCAUUCUGCCCAUAUUGCUACAAUCAUCCGCCAUUCAGGGAUAUGCCCAAGUUUGGCGGCUGCAAUACGUGCACGCAUCCCACCUGCCCGCACUCGCUCAACACGCUGGGCAUCUCUGGGUGCGUUGAGUGCGAAAUGGGCGUUCUUGUCCUCGACAGCACACUGUCGCCCACCUGGAAGCUAGUGUGUAAUCGUUGCGAUGUCAUCAUCAAUUGCUUCAAGGGUGCCACCAAAAUAACAGUCGAAGAGUCCAAGUGCAGCGAUUGUGGCGCUCAGCUGGUGAAUGUAGUGUACAAAUCGGACAAAUCGAAAUUCAAGGAUGGCAGCGAGGAGAAGAGCGGCUGCAUCUUUUGCUCUAAUGAUUUCUCGCAUCUCGUCGAGAAGCAUCGAGCGGUUGCCUCGCGUCAAGUGCGAAGCGGUGCGUCUCGUGGCGGUGGCGGCGCUGCUGCCGGUGGUGGGGCCGGCGGUGCUGGUGGCAAUGCACGUGGCGGACGCCACGGUGGACGACCGCCCAAGGAUAAAAUGGCGCAGCUGGCGGCAUAUUUCGUUUGAUCGUUGGCCGACUAUCUACGAUGCUGAUCAACCCUAAUUGCAUUGCAUUUAAUUAUGUAACUCGUCACUAAAUUAGUCGAAAAUAAUUAUUUUGCGAGACUUGGCAGUAAUAAACGAAAUUUGUAUAAAA
Messenger RNA from Drosophila grimshawi, 3086 nucleotides. It is a transcript of the gene Top3beta, whose product is annotated as DNA topoisomerase 3-beta. The coding region runs from base 368 to 2956 and encodes 862 amino acids. Gene Ontology annotation, molecular function: DNA topoisomerase type I (single strand cut, ATP-independent) activity; DNA binding. The transcript is spliced from 5 exons. Gene Ontology annotation, cellular component: nucleus. Gene Ontology annotation, biological process: DNA topological change. NCBI's taxonomy places the organism in Eukaryota, Metazoa, Arthropoda, Insecta, Diptera, Drosophilidae. The record is from RefSeq and is a predicted model, not a curated record.